Molecule: messenger RNA, 1461 nt
Organism: Venustampulla echinocandica
Lineage: Eukaryota; Fungi; Ascomycota; Leotiomycetes; Helotiales; Pleuroascaceae
Product: putative alanine aminotransferase 2
Exons: 3
Coding region: 1-1461 (486 amino acids)
Biological process (GO): biosynthetic process
Molecular function (GO): L-alanine:2-oxoglutarate transaminase activity; pyridoxal phosphate binding
Source: RefSeq, a predicted model, not a curated record
AUGUCGACCACUACUUCCCUCCGCAGCUUGAAUAUAGAUAACAUCAACCCCCGUGUCAAAGAAGCCGAGUAUGCCGUAAGAGGAGAGCUUGCCGUGAUAUCAGAGGAGUACAGAGCUAGACUAUUAAAUGGGGACACCAAUCUCCCUUUCGACCAGGUCAUCUCAGCCAACAUUGGGAACCCCCAACAACUAGACCAGAAGCCGAUCACAUUUUUUAGACAGGUCCUGAGUUUACUGGAGUAUCCACCGCUGUUGGAGAAAGAGGACGUGCUGCUAAACCAGCUGGGAUACAAACCUGAUGUUAUCGCAAGAGCGAAAUGGCUUCUGAAAACCGUGGGCUCUGUUGGUGCGUAUAGCGCCAGUGCAGGCGCCCCUGGAAUCAAACAGAGCAUUGCAACUUUUAUUGAGGGCCGAGAUGGCUUCCCAGCAGACCCCAAAGACAUCUAUCUCUCCGCAGGUGCUUCUUCCGGUGUUAAUACCCUUUUACACAUCAUUUGCGCUUCGCCCCAAACUGGAGUCUUGGUCCCUAUCCCACAAUACCCUCUCUAUACCGCAUCGCUCUCCGUCCUCGACGCAAAAUGCGUUCCCUACUACCUCGACGAGUCCAAAAACUGGGGCACAGACCUUGAGGCUAUAAAGUCUGCAUAUAAACAAGCAGUGGCAGAAGACAUAGACGUUCGCGCAAUUGUCAUCAUCAAUCCGGGGAACCCAACUGGUGCGAGUCUCUCGGAGGAAGAUGUGGAGGCUGUUAUCAAAUUUGCCGCACAAGAGAAACUCGUGGUCAUAGCAGAUGAAGUCUACCAGACCAACGUCUUCAAGGGAAAAUUUCACAGCUUCAAAGGCGCCUUGAGGAGUUUGCAGAAGACUGAGCCAGAGAAAUACGCGAACGUGGAGUUGGCUUCUCUGCAUAGCGUCUCCAAGGGAAUGGUUGGUGAGUGUGGACACCGUGGUGGAUAUUUCGAGUUGGCUGGUUUCGAUCCACUGGUUCAGGAGCAAAUAUAUAAGUUUGUGUCCAUCACCUUGUGCGCGCCAGUCAUAGGGCAGUGCCUCGUGGAGUUGAUGGUGAACCCGCCGAAACCAGGGGAACCAAGCUAUGAACUCUACAGACAAGAAUGGGACAAUAUUUUCAAUGGGCUACAAGAAAGGGCCCAUGCUAUGUGGGAAGCGUUCAAGGAUAUGGAGGGUGUUAGUUGUGGUAAACCACAAGGCUCCAUGUAUCUCUUUCCAACAAUCACCGUCCCUCCAAAGGCAGUCGAAGCCGCCCACAAGGAAGGCCGAUCAGCUGAUGAGUUUUAUGCCCACCGCAUGCUGAAAGCAACGGGCGUCUGCGUCGUCCCUGGUGCUGGAUUCGGCCAGAAGGAGGACACUCUGCACAUCAGAACCACGUUCUUAGCACCAGGUACCGAGUGGAUUGGUCGGAUCAAGAAGUUUCAUAAUGAGUUUUUUGAAGAGUUUAGAUGA